AUGCUAAGGUAUGUCAAAGAUACCAUUAACUACGGCCUCUUAUAUAAGAAAGGUGACGAGAUUAAGAUAGUUGGAUAUUGCAAUGCUGAUUAUGCUGGAGAUCAUGAUACUCGUCGCUCAACAACUGGAUAUGUAUUCAUGCUUGGAUCUGGAGUCAUAUCUUGGUGUAGCAAAAGGCAACCAACGGUGUCCUUGUCAACCACUGAAGCAGAAUAUAGAGCAGCAGCAAUGGCAGCUCAGGAAAGUACAUGGUUGAUGCAACUAAUGAAGGAUCUACAUCAAUUUACAGACUAUGCAGUGCCACUUCAUUGUGAUAAUCAGUCUGCUAUUCGUCUAGCAGAAAAUCCUGUGUUUCAUGCUCGAACAAAACAUGUGGAGGUGCAUUACCAUUUUCUCAGAGAGAAAGUUCUACGAGAAGAGUUAGAGAUGCACCAAAUAAAGAGUGAAGACUAG
Molecule: messenger RNA, 453 nt
Organism: Humulus lupulus (European hop)
Lineage: Eukaryota; Viridiplantae; Streptophyta; Magnoliopsida; Rosales; Cannabaceae
Product: secreted RxLR effector protein 161-like
Exons: 1
Coding region: 1-453 (150 amino acids)
Source: RefSeq, a predicted model, not a curated record